AUGGACGGGCAGACCCGCGCCGGGGUCGCGCUGGUCCCGGGGCCGAGCGGCCACGGGCCUUCCUCCCGCCGCCGCCGCCGCCGCCGCCCGGGGCUGCUGCUCCCCGGCCUCUGGCUGCUGCUGCUGGCCCGGCCGGCCUCGUGCGCCCCAGACGAGCUCUCUGUGGAGCGGCACACCCUGUCUUGGCCCUCCGCGGAGCACCCGCUGAAGGAGAGCGCCGCGCACAGCACUGCACACGUGGCCUUAAGGGAGACUGCCCCAGCGUCCCCGCCGAGCAGUCCUCUCCACCGCAUGUCCUCUCCACCCACUGCUACUUUUGAUACAGCCUUUUUUAGCCAAGGAAAACUGACCCAAAGUUCAGCAGAUCACAGCAUCUUUGUGGCAAAUUCCGUGUCAGUGACGCGCAACGAGGUGGUCAUAGAUGACGAUGAAAUGGAUAACUUUUUGCCAGAAACUCAGUGGGCCACCUCCCGCGUGGUCUCUCCGAUACAGUACGUCACAGUCAGCCCCCCGGGGCUGCCCCAGGAAACAGCAGGCUCCGUGCUGACGCCACCAUUGCCCACUGUUCCUUCACAAGAGGAAGAAGUGACAUCCGCCUGGCAAGACACAACGCAGCAACCGACAGCGCGUGCCGAGUCCCCCAGUCAUUGCAGUGUUUUUCCAUCAACUUUUCUCACUUCCGAGGCCAUGAUUCCAACCCCUAGUAGGAAUUUGGUGCUUUAUCCUACUGACCCGUAUGGACGCUCAUCAAGCAGGACUUCGCUGGAGGUCGUGGCUUCAGGAACAGAGGGCGUAGAAACCCUCCUUUUUAGCUCCACAUCUUCAGUGCCUCAGCCGUCAGGCGAUGGCCUCACUCAGCCAUUCCCCCGCUCCGGGGAGGCCUCAGCGCCUCCAGAGGAUGUGCUGGCCCCGGGUACACACAGGUACCCCGAUGGGACCACUGCUUUGAGUCAGAGUCUAAAAGAAACCAUCUCUCCAAGAACAUCUCCAACUGCAGCCAUAUCCCAGACGGCCCUUGCUUUUAGCAGAGGCUGCAGCAUAAAUUCCGCUUUGUUUUCAAGUCCUCUUGCAUUUGUGUCCUUUUCUCCUCAGUCAGCUGAUGUUUCAUAUGACCCCGCUCUUCCUGGCAAUUCCCGGGAAGCAUCCGAAUUGCCUGGCAGUUCAGUGGUCCCAGAUCAUGCGGACGACACCCCUGCCUGGAGCCCGGCGUCUCCAUCCAGACCGUACACGUGGUGCGGGUCCUGCUCGAUGGCAUCACCGCGGCACGUUCUGUCCACGAGCCUCGUGGAGAAAGACGCGGGGUCAGGGGACAGUGCUGAGACCAUGACCGUAUGGGAAGCGAGCAGCGUCUCUCCAUCGAGCAGCAUCUCUCCCCCGAGCAGCAUAGCAGAGGACUUCUCUGAAUUUGAGGAAGAUCCUCAAGAAUAUAACCUACUUUUCCCCUCAAGACCAAUAGUUCCACUUUCCUCGCGGUUUGUGGAAGUCUCAGGAACAAGCGUGGGUCUUUCGGCCGCGGGGGACGUGAGGAGCGUCGGGAUCACACAAGUGUAUCCUUCGCACGGCCCCUCCCCGCCAGUGUCACUCGAUCCUGCUUCCUCUGGCUCCGUCUCUGCCGUUGAAACUCAAGUAAUGCCGCCCGGUGUGACAGCUGUGCUUCUCUCGGCCAUCCCUGGUGUUCUCCUUGACUCGUCUUUCUCCGCCACGGCCUACAAAAACGCGCCAUCACUUGCUUCCAGAGACCCAACUCCUUUUACGUCUUACGGUUUGGAGCCUUCCGUAGAGGCUCCGCUUUCCCCUGCCCGAGAACCCCCCAGUGUUUCCCAACACGAAACCAGAAGCAUUUUGGGGUUUGCAUCCAGCUUUUUCUCAACUCCACCGCUGGAAUUCAGCACCUCGGCCCCUUGGUCUUCAGAAGUACUUGCGUCUCCACCUCCGACGUCAAGGGACCUGUCGACCAUCCUUCCUCAGGCCUUUCCCACCUUGGUUGAGACACUUACGUUGUCCGACUCUCUCAAUCUGCAGUCACCUCCGCUCCCUGUUCCUAAUUCCACAAACCUUGACUUCUCUCCGCUCUGGCCGAGUUCAGACCUUCUUUUAAGUGCAUCCACUUUUCUACCUAGCUACUCUGAAAUGUCACUUCUCUCAAGCUUCUACUCCACGUCUCUCACGCUCUCUGAAGCAGCCACCGUCUCCCCGGCAGAUUCUGAAGCUCAUUAUACCUCAGUUUUCACGGAAACUACCUCCUAUUUUGAGUUUUCACUCGUGCCCCACGAAUCUGCGGUCCCCACUCGGGUGGCCUCCAGCUCUGAGCCCGUCCUUGACCUUUCGACUGCUGGAGCGCACUCAGCGUCACUUCUGACUGCUUUUCAGACAACGCCCCCUUUAACGGAGUCAUCUCUCUUUUCAACUCCAGCACCUUCCGACGGGGAUAUCAGUGCUAUGGAUGACCACACGUCUGUCUUACCCUCUCUCUCCACGGUCAUUCCUACCCCCACAAUAGUGGUCGUCGCCGUGUCCCCGUCCUCAGCAUCCUCAGCUGUUUCUGAAGUGGUCCCCUCGCCUGUACCGACAGAGCCUGUAUUUGUGGGCCCGUCGUUCACACCCACAGAUUUGCCGAUGAACACAACCACUGAGCUGAGCACGUCUCCUGCCAGCACUGCUCCCGACGAUGCUGUCGACGUCACCCUGAACGGCAUCCCUGAGAGUCAGAAUCCCCACGAGGGCAGCACAGCCCUUCCCUCGCCGUCCCUUCGUCCUGUGUCCACCUCCACUCCCGAGGCCGCGGUUACUGCUCCGGCAGUGGUCCCCACCAGGCCGCCGUACGUGUGCGAUAUCACCAUUCCUGAUGCCUAUUUGAUCACAACUGUGCUGGCCAGAAGAGCCGUGCAGGAGUACAUCAUUACGUCCAUCAAGGAGGUGCUGAGAAUUCACUUCAACCGCGCCGUGGAGCUCAAGGUUUAUGAACUAUUCGCUGACUUCACUUUUCUGGUAACAUCUGGUCCUUUCGUUUACACGGCAAUAUCAGUCAUAAAUGUGCUUAUAAAUAGUAAACUUGUACGUGACCAAACUCCUUUAAUCCUGGCUGUGAAACCUUCCUUCCUUGUGCCGGAGUCCAGGUUCCAAGUUCAAACGGUCCUUCAGUUUGUGCCUCCGAGUGUGGAUACUGGCUUCUGCAAUUUCACCCAGCGCAUCGAGAAAGGCCUGAUGAUAGCGCUCUCCGAAGUGAGGAAACACCACCAGGGCACGUAUAACCUCACGGUGCAGAUCCUGAAUAUCACUGUGGGCUCUCCCAGGGCGGCGCCUCGCCGGGGCCCCGUGAACAUCGUCUUCGCUGUUAAAGGCACGCAGGGGUUCUGGAACGGGACGCAAGUGAGCGAGCUGCUCAGGAACCUGAGUGUGGUGGAGUUCAGUUUCUAUCUGGGGUACCCGGUGCUCCAGAUCGCCGAACCCUUCCAGUACCCGCAGCUCAACCUGUCUCAGUUGUUGAAGUCCUCUUGGGUAAGAACAGUGCUCCUGGGCGUCGUGGAGAAGCAGCUCCAGAAUGAAGUGUUUCAAGCUGAGAUGGAGCGCAAACUGGCCCAGCUGCUGAGCGAGGUUUCCACCCGGAGGCGGAUGUGGAGAAGGGCCACCGUGGCUGCCGGGAACCGCGUGGUGCAGGUGGUAAACGUGUCGCGGCUGGAGGGAGAUGACGAUCCCGUGCAGCUCGUCUACUUUGUGGAGGAUCAAGACGGGGAAAGACUCAGCGCAGUCAAGUCUUCAGACCUGAUCAACAAGAUAGACAUCCAGAGAGCGGCCAUUAUCUUGGGUUACCGAAUCCAAGGCGCCGUUGCCCAACCCGUGGACCGGGUGAAGAGGCCGUCGCCGGAGUCCCAGAGCAACAACCUCUGGGUCAUCGUCGGCGUGGUCAUCCCCGUGCUGGUGGUCAUGGUGAUCGUCGUCAUCCUCUACUGGAAACUCUGCCGCACAGACAAGUUGGACUUCCAGCCGGACGCCGUGGCCAACAUUCAGCAGCGUCAGAAGUUGCAGAUCCCCAGCGUGAAGGGGUUUGAUUUCGCCAAGCAGCACCUGGGGCAGCACAACAAGGACGACAUCCUGAUUAUUCACGAGCCCGCUCCGCCGCCGGGGCCCGGGAAGGACCACACCACGCCGUCCGAAAACGGAGAUGUCCCGAGCCCCAAGGCCAAGGUCCCCGCCAAGAACGUCCGCCAUCGAGGAAGAGUUUCGCCCUCAGAUGCUGACUCUACCGUAAGUGAAGAGUCCAGUGAGAGGGAAGCGGGAGAUAAGACGCCGGGCGCGGUGAAUGACGGGCCACCACCACCCAGUUCAGGGAACGAGCAGCACUCCUCUGCCUCCAUCUUUGAGCACGUGGACAGGAUCUCGCGCUCCUCCGAGGCCAGCCGGCGGGUCCCCAGUAAGAUCCAGCUGAUCGCCAUGCAGCCCAUCCCCGCACCUCCAGUCCACCACCCCGUCCUGGCCGACCGAGUGGCAGAAACCAACAAAAUUAACAAAGAGAUUCAGACAGCACUGCGGCACAAGUCCGAGAUCGAGCACCAUCGGAACAAGAUCCGGCUCCGUGCCAAGCGCCGCGGCCACUACGAGUUCCCGGUGGUGGACGACCUGUCGUCGGGGGACACGCGGGAGCGGCACCGGGUGUACCGCAGGGCGCAGAUGCAGAUCGACAAGAUCCUGGACCCCACGGCCAGCGUGCCCUCGGUGUUCAUAGAGCCCAGGAAGAGCUCGCGGAUAAAACGUUCCCCUAAGGCCCGCCGGAAGCACCAGGUCAACGGCUGCCCCGGAGACGCCGAGAAGGACAGGCUCAUCACCACAGACAGCGACGGCACUUACAAGAGGCCCCCCGGCGUCCACAACUCCGCCUACAUUGGCUGCCCAUCCGACCCCGACCUCCCUGCAGACGUGCAGACGCCGUCUUCUGCUGAGCUGGGCCGGUACCCAGGCCUGCCCUUCCCGGCCCCGCAGUACAUCCCGCCCCAGCCGUCCAUUGAGGAGGCGCGCCAGACCAUGCACUCCCUCCUGGACGACGCUUUCGCCCUCGUGGCCCCCAGCAGCCAGCCCGCCAACGCUGCUGCGGGCCCUGGGGUCCCAGCUGGCCUGCCCGUGAACAGCACCCCUUCCCGGGAAGAGAGACGAGCCGCCCAGUGGGGCUCCUUCUACAGCCCAGCUCAGAUGGCCAACAACCCAUGCAGCAGAUAUGACGACUAUGGAAUGACUCCCCCGUCAGGCCCAUUGCCAAGACCCGGUUUUGGCCCUGGUUUGCUGCAGUCUUCGGAGCUGGUGCCUCCCGAGCCCCAGCAGCCACAGGCAUCGGCUGAAGCCCCGUUUGUUGCCCGAGGGAUCUACUCUGAGGACAUGCCAUCGGUGGCCCGGCCCCGGCCUGUCGGGGGCACCACAGGCUCCCAGAUUCAGCACCUGACCCAGGUGGGGCUUGCGAGCAGGAUCGGAGCUCAGCCGGCGGAGGUCCCUCCAAGCAGAGGCGGCCAGUGCGGGGGACCAGGCUGGCCUUCGUACGGGGAGGACGAGGCGGGCCGGAGAGAGGCCACACACAUGCUCGGACAUCAGGAGUACUCUUCACCGCUGUUCCAGGUGCCAAGGACUUCGGGCAGGGAGCCCUCGGCUCCUCCCGGGAACGCCCCGCACAGGGGGCUGCAGGGCGCCGGGCUGGCCUAUGCCACCAGCUCCACGGAGGACCUCCAGCCCGGCCACUCCUCCACUUCGCUCAUCAAGGCCAUCCGUGAGGAGCUCCUGCGGCUCUCCCAAAAACAGACCGCCGUGCACAACUUCCACAGCUGAUGGGCCUCGCCUUGCAUUUUGCCAAGUAUCCGCUUCCCGUGGAAGCAAGACUCAAAGGAAACCGGCCUAAGGGAUGUCAGGAAGAGGGCCAGCGCCUCCGGGGCUGGGGGCCGCGGAAGGGAGCAAGUUGCAAUCUGAGAAGAUGCCAGAUGCCAUAAGUCACGUGACAGCGCGCGAGGCUUUUACUGAGUUGGCGAUGCUGUGACCAUUUGGGUUCGGUCGAGAUUUCUGGACUCCUGGCCAAAAGCCAGCAGCACUUCACGAAAGACAAACCGCAAACCUAAGCUAACGGAGUUUCUUAGUUAGUCCCCUUUUUCAAGGCAAAAGAUGAAAAUGUAUAGAACGUAUAGGGCCGACAGGAGUCCAGCAUUUCCGUGCGAAGACGUGUUUGAGGCUGGUUUGUACGGUGAACCUGCUGCUUUGUUUUCUGAGAAAAGAGAUUUGAAGACAUUUUAUUAACAGCUUAUUUUCCUCUUUUUCUCCAUAGGAACUUGUUUUACUAGUAAUAUUAACAACAAGGAUACUAAGACUGUUCGGGGAUUUAAAAAGCUACUAGUGAGAAACCAAAUGAUAGAUGUAGAGCCUGAUGAUUCCACACGAAGCCAUCAUCUGCAUUUUCCCUUCUACUUCUGGUGCUACCGCUCCAAGCGCCCUCCCCCUUUGUGUCUGUGAAAUGCAACUUUGGCUUUUCCAAUGGAAGAAUAUGUUGAAGGCGUCAUUUUGUUCUAGAAAGGGGGGGAAAAAAACCACUCCCAAAAGAGGGGGGAAAGCUAAAUAUUUAUUUGGUUAUUCAAAAUACAUAUCAGAGUUUAGAUUUACAUUCUUAAUUGUAUUUGCUGGUUUUUAAUUGGGCAGGUGGGACUCGCGAGAGCAUCCCACGUCAGCACAUGUCCUCUUCAAGGCCAGUCCUACAGAAUGAGGCUUUCAGGAGGCCCUAACCGGUCCUGGCGCUUUGCCGAUGAAUUGCUCACCAAUUAUGUGUGAAUGAGAAACGGUACAUAAGCAACAAUGACGUUUAAGCAUUCCUAGGGCCGCCACAUAGCGAUUCGUGACUACGUUCCUAGUGAUCACAUUCUCUGUAUGUUCAAGACCUAGAAAUGAAGCUGAGUUCUCGCCAGCCUCUGAACCGGGAAACGUGAAGAGGAGCUUUGGGAACAAGGGAAGGGAGAGGGCCGCUCCUACCGUCUGAUUUCGUUGUGCGUGACUCUGCUGAGUGACUGCUGAAGGCGUCUGUGUGCUGUGGGCCUGACAGAGGGUGUCAUCU
Messenger RNA from Eptesicus fuscus (big brown bat), 7072 nucleotides. Its product is annotated as KIAA1549 ortholog. The record is from RefSeq and is a predicted model, not a curated record. Lineage: Eukaryota; Metazoa; Chordata; Mammalia; Chiroptera; Vespertilionidae. The coding region runs from base 1 to 5808 and encodes 1935 amino acids. The transcript has 20 exons.